Sardina pilchardus (European sardine) is the source of this 3090-nucleotide messenger RNA. RefSeq names its product UBX domain protein 6 (gene ubxn6). The transcript is spliced from 10 exons. Lineage: Eukaryota; Metazoa; Chordata; Actinopteri; Clupeiformes; Clupeidae. Gene Ontology annotation, cellular component: cytoplasm. Gene Ontology annotation, molecular function: protein binding. Bases 89 to 1396 code for a protein of 435 amino acids. The record is from RefSeq and is a predicted model, not a curated record.
AAGAAAAAGAUUAUAGUGGGAUAGACCUUGGUCCUUCUUACCUGACAGUCCUGAUAUUAAACUAAACGCUGAGCAACCGACAUUUACCAUGAAAAAGUUUUUUGAUGAUAUCAAGAGAGAUGUUAAAUUUAAAUCAGCGGGACCUGGGAAGAAACUCACUGAGGACUCCAGCGCCAAACCUCGCGGGAUGCAGACCAGUGCCAAACACCAACCACAUCAUGCCACGCCGACAGAGGGUGCGCAGAGAGCUGGUGCUGCAGCACUUGCGAGAAUAGAGCAACAGCAGCGCCCUAAAGACAUCCAGACAUCCCAAAGUGCUAUCCGAAAUCAGGUCAAACGAGAGUUAGACGCGGAGGCUGCAGCUACAGCUGUUGCUAUUGAGAGUUGCAAUCUUUCAGUGAAAGAUUCUGGUGGUUUGUCUGUUUCUGGGAUUUAUUUCAUAUGCCCUCUCACUGGAUCCAAGUUAGCCAAGAGUGAAAGAGAACAUUGCAUUAAAGAAGCUAUUCUCAUGAGAUUCGCAGAGGAUCCAGUUGAAGCUUCCAUCAUGAUGAUUCACACGUUCAACAAAGACCAGGAAAAAGUUAAAGCAGCAGUGGAUAUCGUGAGCAAGUACAUUGACAACAUCUGUAAGAAUCCUACAGAGGAGAAAUACAGGAAGAUCAAAAUCAGCAACAAGAUCUUUCAGGAGAGAGUGAGCUGUGUGGAAGGUUGUCCAGAGUACCUGCAGGCUUUGGGGUUUCAGAAAACCAUGCUGCCAAUAGAUGGACAAGACACCAGUGAGGAGUUCUGGGUGCUGGCAGAGCAGGAUGAUGACUCCCUUGAGCAAAUUAAGAAGUGGAGGGACCAGCUAAAGGAAGCCGAGCCGGUCAGAGCCCGUCUAGAUCGUCAGCCACAGGCUUUCAGAUCAUCUCCUAAUGCAACACACUUUGAUCUCCCUUCAGAUUUUUAUAAUCUAACAGCAGAGGAGCUUAAAAGGGAGCAACACCUUAAGAGCGAAAUUGUGGAAAGGAAUGCAAUGUUGAGAACAAAAGCCAUGCGUGAAAAGGAGGAACAGAGAGAGAGAAGGAAAUACAAUUAUGCUCUUUUGAGAGUGCGGCUGCCAGAUGGAAUUCUCCUACAAGGUACUUUCCUGGCCCGAGAAAGGGUUUCUGCACUUUACCAGUUUGUGCGGGAGUGGCUGGUUGAUGACUGGCAGCCAUUUGAGCUGAUGGCUCCAGGAGGACGGAAACUGAAUGAAGAUGAGGACAUGGCACUCAAUGAGUGUAAUUUGGUCCCUUCUGCUGUGGUGACAUUUUCAUGGGAUGAGGCAGUGUUGGCAGACAUUGCAGCUGCUGGAAAACAAAAAAUGUCUGUGUUGAAGCCAGAUCUACUCGAAAAUAUUAAGACCCUCAGCUGAAUCAAUUGUCAUCAGAGGUCUCCUGUCCUUUUCCUCACAACUUCCUCCCUGAAUUGUCCAUCAUUAAUCUCAGUGCUGUGUGGCUUUGGAAGAAUAGCUUAUAUGAGGACAGAAGUCCGAAGUGUCAUGCAGUGUUGCACUUCUAAUAAAAGUAAUGUAAACAGCCAUAACAUGGUUAUAAGGAAAGAAGAAUGUUUGGACUAAGGCAGUUGUGUAAACUAUGUAUAGAAAAUUAAGGACAGAGAUAUACAAAGUGAAGAUGACCUCUUAACACACAAAAUGUAGUGCUUUCGGAAGGUAUUACUGAUCAGUCUAACACUGAAUGGCUGUGUAUGUACACCACAAGAGUUUGGUGACAAUGGACAAAUCCCAAAGUCCGGACGCACAAAUUUUACGAGAACGUGCACCAAAGUCUGUAAGGGCUUAGGGCUGUCCCAAUGUCGAAUUUCACAUGCAUGUUGCAAGUGUCAGCAUCAUCUGUUAUUAAACCUCGCCAUUGUGAAAUGCUGUCCCAAUCCCAUUAACACCCAUCUGAACCCAUGUGGCCUCACACUCACUUAGCACCUGAGAUCAAUUAAGUCUGAGUCUUAGUCCUCAGGAGAGACAUGGGCAUUCAAUUAAAUUUUGUUAGUCGAUCGUCAAUUCUCCCGAUGAUCAACUAUCAAUUAAUCAUUAAUAUUUUUAUAGGCCUAUUAAAAUUCCUUAUUUAUUUAACUUUCUAUAAAUUAAAAAUGUAAUGAAAAUACAAAAAUACAGCUUGUUUGCUGCGUAGAGCGAGUCUUGAAGCAAUGAAAUUCAUUUCAUUACCAGCCAGAGGCAAUAUUUGACACCAUUCUCAGUUACCUGCGAAUUUCCAUUUUGAAAUAAAUAUAGCGGUGCAUCCUGCUUUCAGUUUCAACCAAGGUCAUAGCACUUCAACACGAUAUUGCAGUGAACUAAGUCACUUUUAAAAUCAAAAUGGUCCCACGCCACAUUUCGCCAUGACCUCUAUGAUUACUUUUGAAAUCAAAACGGAAACUCAGAUUUCAAAUAUUUCAGAUGUCAAAUAUUGCCCUCGGCUGGUAAAUGUGUUGCCACAGUGAAAUUAAUUUAAUUGCUUCAAGAUUCACACUACGCAACGCAACCUACAAUAGUUUAAUCGAUAAAAUCAAAAAUUUAUGUGAUCAACCAAAUUCUUAAUGAUCAAUUCUCGAUUGUCGAUUAUUUAUGCCUAUCCUUAGUCCUCAGGGCUCACUUUUGGAUUCAACCAAUGCAGCUCAGAACAAUUCCCCUCCCCAAAUGAAGUUAUGGACAAGAACUGAACCACUGUACAGUGUGAUUUAUGACUUCCAGACUACUGGAGGGACACCUUGGGUCCAUUGCUCUGUUGCUACUGUAGCUUAGCCACUUUUCAGUUUAACAGUUUUAAACUUGUGCUGAGAUGAUUACGGUUCAAAAACCCAGCUCCGUUAAUGCAAUGGUAACUGACAGAGGAAUAGGCCCCUUGACUUACAAAACAAACAAAAAACAGCUGCAAAUAGCAACGUUUGUACUAACAGCACUUCUUAACUGUUAUUAGCUUCCAAUGUGACUGAUUCAAGCUAUUGGUCACUUCUCACUUCUGUUAGUCACUGAACCCUUGUAUUGGAAAAUGGGCUUAAACGCUCAUUCGGGGAUAAAACAAAGGCAUCAUAAGGAAUGCAAAGGCACAAAAU